GAGGCGGCCCCAGCGCAGGAUUUUCCAUUCUCGAGGCGUGGGUGCAUGGAGGAGGAGGAGGAAAAGCCCCAGAGAUCCCUCACAAGGAGGAGCAGCAAACCCAGCCCAGGGAGCUGCCGGGUGGAAGGACCCUCCCUGAGCCGAGAAGGCGGCAAGAGAUCCAGGCAGAGCUCAGAGCUGGUGGAGAAGCCUCAUGGAGGAGAGAAGCCCCACAAGUGCUUGGAAUGUGGGAGGAGUUUCAGGUGGAACUCUGAGCUGAUCCGGCACCAGAGGAUCCACACUGGGGAACGGCCCUACGAGUGUGGAGCAUGUGGGAAGAGCUUCAGCCAGAGCUCCAACCUGAUCCAGCACCAGAGGAUCCACACUGGGGAGAAGCCCUACGAGUGUGGGGAAUGUGGGAAGGGAUUCAGAGACAGCUCCACCCUGACCCACCACCAGAGGACCCACACAAGGGAACGGCCCUAUGAGUGUGAGGAAUGUCGGAAGAGCUUCACCCAGAGGUCUAACCUGAUCCAACACCAGAUGAUCCACACUGGGGAACGGCCUUUUGAGUGUGGGAAAUGCAGGAAGAGUUUCUGCACAGUAUCUGAUCUGAUGAGGCACCAGGUGAUCCACACAGGGGAACGGCCCUACACCUGCUUGGAAUGUGGGAAGAGCUUUGGGUGGAUGUGCUACCUGAAUAAACAUCAGCUCAUCCACACCAGGGAGAGGCCCUUCGAGUGUCCCAAGUGUGGGAAGAGGUUUCAGACCAGCUCUGAUUGCCUCAAACAUGAGCGGAUUCACACAGAUGAGAGGCCUUUCCGCUGCCCCGACUGCAGGAAGGGAUUCAAGGAAAAUGGACAGCUCGUUGUCCACCAGCGUAUCCACCUUGGGGAGAGGCCCUACGAGUGUCAUGAGUGUGGGAAGAGCUUCUCCUGGAGCUCUAACUUGACCCAACACCAACAGAGGCACCACUAAGAGGAGCCCUGUGAGUGCCCAGAGUGUGGGAAGAGCUUUGUGCUCUGCUCCAGCUCCAUUCCCCAUGGGAGGAUCGGUGUUGGAUGAUCCCCAGUGACCCCCGUUGGGCAGAGCCCUGGUGAUCCGUGGUCCUGGUGAUCUGUGUUGGGAAGACACCUGGGUGGGGGGGCUCUGCAUCAUCCUGUUUCCCUAUGGGGACCUGGGUGAGUGCAGGGCAGGAAUGUCCACACAAACCAACAUUGGGAAUUCCUUGGGGGGAGUGGAUUUGUUGACUUUCAACCCCAGAAAGUCUUCUGUGUUCAGUCCUGUCUUCUGGUGGCAUCCAGGAAUACUGAAUGGUCUUGGAGGUCUUUUCCAACCUCAUUGAU
Ficedula albicollis (Collared flycatcher) is the source of this 1325-nucleotide messenger RNA. Its product is annotated as zinc finger protein 239-like. The transcript has 2 exons. Lineage: Eukaryota; Metazoa; Chordata; Aves; Passeriformes; Muscicapidae. The record is from RefSeq and is a predicted model, not a curated record.